UUUAAAUCAACAAUAUGUCAGCCAAUGGAGAGAUCAAUGAAGUCGUAAGUCAUUUGGUGAUAUGCUAAAGUGUUAAAUCCUCAUGUGAGGUUGUCUAUAUAUUGCUAUUAACAGAAAUAAUCUGAAUUUAGAACCUCACAUCCAAAGGGAACAAUGAUCCAGAGAUGGAAACCAAGAGGAAUUUAUUCGAAUCGCAGGAGGGUCAGCCAGAAAAGAAAAUUUCAUUUCCCCCAGUUUACAAGAACACUAGAAGUGCAAGUGUAGAUAUAGGGAAUUAUCUCAAGUUUGAUCAUACUAGAUUUGGAGUUAGAAAUAUCUCUUUCCUGCCCAUAGAUAAACAGCUUUCUGAGAAAUAAUCUCAUAAAGAAAAUGUCUAGGCAAGAACUUGACAUGCCGAUCAGCAAGAAACUUAACCCUAGUAAUGAUGAGCGAUCAAAGUCUAAGAAGUCAUCAAGUUCUAUGGCAAAGCAAAAGACUUUAGGUGUUAAAUAAUGCAAGCAUGCUUGUCCCGACAGCUGCUGGAUUCAUUGAAUCACCCUUACUCACAAAGAAAUCUAAAAGUUCGAACAAAAAGAUUAUUAAUUGUAGCAAGAAUCUUGAAAAGGAGCAGGCUGUAAUGCGGACCUACAUGAAGAUUCAUAACAUUAAACAUGGAUAUAACAAGGAUGCUAUUGAUAAGCUUAAGUCAAAAGUAGAUUCAGAUGGUGAGGAACUUUCUAUCAUCACUUCAGAGGAAGAAGAGGAGGAACUAUCAGUCAACGACUCGAUAAUCCUCAAUGAUGCUGAAGAGGCUAAUAUCCUCCAAGCUGUAACUGAGCUAAACACGGAAUAAAAG
Moneuplotes crassus is the source of this 835-nucleotide messenger RNA. NCBI's taxonomy places the organism in Eukaryota, Ciliophora, Spirotrichea, Euplotida, Euplotidae. The record is from the annotation of a GenBank genome assembly.